AUGACGAGACACGUUUGGAGAGCAGCAGAUGCCGGCGUGAUGCUGUGGGAACCGGCGGUGGCAGCGACACCUCCAGCCCCGCACCAGUCGCAGAUGCCGCAGCAAUUGCAUGAAGUAACCGAAGUUGACAUUCAAGCCUCCUUAACAAGCAGCUACGACGACACCGAGCAAGACUCGGUGCUUCCUUCGACCGAAGAUGUCUUUGGAUCAUAUAUCAAGAGCGAGCCUGGCAAAGACAUUGAUGCAGUUGUGUCGUCAACGGUCGGUACCUCCGCUUCGAAUAUAUCCAAACAGCGUUGUUCUUCGUACGAUUCUCAAGCUACACUACCAUUAUCGACGCCUUGCCCGUCGGACGAAGAAAGAGAUCUUCCUGUUAUACUUUGCAGUCCUGCGAGGACGAGCCACCACUUCAACGUUGGCAAUACCGUACCCACGCCACAAGUCCGAAGGACUCUGGACUUCGGUAUGCCAGCCUUUCGCCACACCAAUGACAUUGUACAACAAGUCUCUGAGCCUAGCGACUUCACUUCGCUGGCAGCACUGCGAAGGCUGGAACGAGAUCCUCCCCACCACUGGCAUGAAGACGAACGAGAACUAUUAACCAUCCUUUAUCGAUGGUACGAAGACACAGAUGUGGCAACCAUUCCGAAGGUCUUCAAUGCUAUCACCGGCCUCAACCUCAGGCUCAAUGUCAUUCGAUACCAAUUCGAGAGCCAUCUAAUCUUGUAUGGUGGCCGCGCAUACCCCGAGUUCGAUCGAGUGAUGAAAGUCCCGUUCCCCGACCCCGAUCAUAAGUACGACGAGAUCCACACGAUCAUCGAAGAGACUGCAUAUGAUUCAGGAAUUGACUUGUCACGACGCACACACGAGGUGAGAAUCGAGUCUGGCUUGGCGAGAACUGCAAAGUCUCCCAAGACGAGGAAGCAUUAUAAAUCCUUGGUUAGACGUGCGCUAAAGAAGGAAAAGGAGAGAGCACGCGCGCUUCGCACGCCAGCUCCGGAAGCACUACCAUUGCAGGUCCUACAGCUCGGCGGGAUGACAUUAGCUGAGCAAGACAACGAGGAAACAUGGUCAGACGUUGAUGGCCAUCACACACCUCCCAUCACACCCACUCAGUCACGCCCACGGGCUCCUCCUGGCAGAAACAAUGUUGCGUUUCGCGUUUGGGAUGCAAACAGCCGGACCACAUUUGACGACGAGACAGGCUUCGUGAGCGAAUUCUUCUCAACAUGGAGAGGCGACUUUCUGCCGCCAUUCUCCCCAGACGGGCAAGGACAACAGGCUAUUAUGAUGCUGACGAACAUCCAUCUUUCCAUGAGUGGCGGCGCAUCAGCUUUUGUCUCAGUAUCUACGAGUCUCUUGCAGGCACUGGUCAAGGCCUCAACAAUGGUUGAACCCAGGAUUGCCGUCAAACGAAUGGUUUGGGCUUCCGUCCCAGCUGCAGCCGUUCUCUCACACUUUCCACUUUCCGAUCUCACUGUGUUAUCACGCCACAACCAAGCUUGCGAUGAUAUCCUCAACCUGCGGGAUAUACAAUCCGGCCGAAAGACACAGUACGUCUCCUCACUCUUGCGCGACAGGAACACAAUCAUCAACAUCCGCACGGCACGAGCAAUGGCCGUGGUCUGUCGAGCUUUCAAGAUGCACCGUGUCGGCGUCAGCCUUGCGCAUAUACAAGGACUGGUCUCGUCGUUGGUGGAUUCAUUUCAAUUGAAGCACGUCACAAGCGAUACACCUCGCAUGUCUAUGAUGAUGGCCAAAGCAUUCGCCGUGUCUCUCGUGUCGCAAGCUCAUCUGGACCCUGAUGUUGAGACCGCUUUUCAGGAGGGCAUUCAGCAAGGCACCGUCAGUAAUAUCCGUGUAUAG
Messenger RNA from Alternaria triticimaculans, 1866 nucleotides. RefSeq lists its product as uncharacterized. The transcript is spliced from 3 exons. The record is from RefSeq and is a predicted model, not a curated record. The coding region runs from base 1 to 1866 and encodes 621 amino acids. NCBI's taxonomy places the organism in Eukaryota, Fungi, Ascomycota, Dothideomycetes, Pleosporales, Pleosporaceae.